AUUUUAUGAAUUCAGAGAUAGCGGAUAGUUUUUCUUUAUUAUUAGCAUACAUAACUCUAAUUAGUGUAGGGUAUUCAUGGAAGAGAUAUUUGAAAAAACUUGAAAAAUAAAAAGAAACAUCAAAUUAAAAUGAACCCAUCAAGACUGUUGUUUAAGAAGAUCAAUAAGUAGAUAAGUUAGACAGUAAUAAUUCUCAAACCAUUCAAAAAAAGCCAGACAAAAUUGGUUUACUUGAGUUUUAUUUGUAUAGUAACAAAUAAUUCAAAUAGAAUAAACAAAGUUUUUAUAAAUACUUAAAUUAUAGGUUGUGAUAUACUUAAGAUUGGACAAUAUAUUUUAUAUAUUUCUAAUAAUCUAAUGAUUAUAUCUAUCAUGAAUGCUUAUUAUGGAAUUGAUGAUUUUAAUAAAUCUUGUUGGGUACUGGGUUUAGUAAUUGUUCCAUUAUUUAAUUUAAUAUAGUUAUUUAUCUUUUUCAUUGCAUAUUUAUUAGCUUAAAGAAUACUCAAGAAAACAUAGAUUGAGAAUAUUGAUAUAAUUUUUAUACUGGUUGGUUAUUUUUAUUUUAUAUUGGGAAAUUUAAUUAUAGUGUCAUCUAUUAAUGGAAAUGAUUAUUUGAUUGAUAAAGCCUUUUCAAUCUUUGGUAUAUAAUAUAUUUUUGAAAUAAUCCUCAAUAAAUUGAAUGAAAAAGUAGAUUUAGAUGUUGUAUCGAAAUUAGAUUAAGUGUUGAAAAAACUUUGA
Molecule: messenger RNA, 738 nt
Organism: Paramecium sonneborni
Lineage: Eukaryota; Ciliophora; Oligohymenophorea; Peniculida; Parameciidae
Source: the annotation of a GenBank genome assembly